CCAAUAGUAACGAAACACAUACACAUGCUCUCAUUAUGGAGAAGAAGGUCACUCAAAACAAAGAUGCUAUGAAAUCAUUGCAUAUCCUGACUGGUGGGAUAUCACAAAGAAAACCUAGAAGAAGAUAGGUCAAGCUACCAUAGCUACAUCAAAUAAUGAACUGCUCGUUUCCAUCGUUGCUCACAUGAAAAUAGUGGAUAACUCUGGUGUGUAAAUCAAUAAUCAUGUUUCAAAUAAUAGUCGGGUUAUUGACACAGGUGCAACAGACCAUAUGACAAAUAACUCCUCUAAACUAUUAUAUGUGAACCCCCUAAAACAAACUAGCAUCCACACCGCUAAUAGAGGAGUAGCACCUGCUAUAGGAGAAGGUCCAACAAAAGUGUCUAGCUAUAUGAAUCUUGAUAUUGUCCUUGUGGUCCCUUCUUUAUCAUCUAAUCUUUUAUCCGUUAGUCAAAUCAGAGAAGCCUUGAAUUGCUGUGUGGGUUUUUCGCCUAAUGAAUGCAUUUUCAUAGUAUGGCGAGUUGGCGACUCAUCGGAUUCUUGGCUAUGGUAUUCGACAGGGAAGGUUGUACUAUCUAGAAGAACAUCCUCAAGGUCAAGUUCAUCAUACUGGAAUAAAUCAGGCAAAUAAUAGACAGUUCGAUGUGAAGAAUGCUUUCAUAAAUGGGUAUUUGGAAGAGGAAGUGUAUAUGGAUCCUGCCCCUGCUGGUACAAAGUGCGGCGGAAAGGUGUGCAAAUUAAGAAAGGCAUUAUACGGGCUGAAACAACCCCUCCCCACCUGAGCAUGGUUUAGUCGCUUCUCAACCUUCAUGAAAUUGUGGUCCCAGGAGAUGACUCAGAUGAAAUGUCAAACCUCCAAACUAUUCUCACAGUUGAAUUUGAAUUGAAGGAUAUUUGUUACCUAAAAUACUUCUUAUGUAUUGAGGUUGCCAGAUUAAAAGCUCGAAUCUCUAUGUGUUAACAACAGUAUUUGCUGGAUUUAUUAGCUGAGACAAGGAUGUUUAAUUUCUGGCCAGUGGAUACCUCGAUUGAAGCAAAUCACAUACUGACCAUUCAUAGUGAUCAAUUAAAUUCCAACGAAUAAAGACAUGUAUAAAAAGCUGGUAGGAAGGUUAAUUUAUUAAUCACACACACGACCAGAUAUAGCCUAUGCCGUCAGUGUUGUGAGUCGGUUCAUGCACUCUCCAACUGAAGACCAUAUAGAGGUAGUGUAUUGGAUACUGAGGUAUUUAAAAGCCUCACCAGAAAAAUGGUUGUUUUAUGCAAAGAACCAAAGUCACCAAGCGAGUGGAUAUACGGAUGCACAUUGAGCUAAAGAUUGGAUGAAUGGGUUAAUCCGCAUCUAGAUACUUCACCUUUGUAGGAGAUAACUUAGUCACGGGGAGAAGAAAAAAACAAAAGGUAGUUGCAAGGUCAAGUGCAGAAGCGGAAUAUCAGGAAUUGGUUCAUGGUGUAUGUGGAUAAAAUGAAUUCUUCGAGUUCUCGGAAUUGAAUCAAAAUGGUUCGAUUAAACCACACUGUGAUAAUCAAGCAACAAUAAAGACACCCAACCAUUCGGUUAAACGUGAUAGGACAAAACACGUCGAGAUUGAUUGUCAUUUUAGUAUCAUCUCAAGAAAAGGACCAUUGAACUACCUCACAUUUCAAAAGACCAGCUCGUGGAUAGUAUAACAAAAAGUAGUAUGUGGAAGAGUGUUUCAAAGCUCUCUUUGAAAGCUCGGAAUGAUAAAUAUUCAUUCUCCACCUUGAGAGGGAGUGUUGAUGAAAGCUAAUUUCCAGGAUUUGUUUUCGUUGUUUAGAAUUAUAUAUUUAUUCUUCCUUAAUUAGUGGCCAUACCUUAGGCAUGUACCUUAAAUAGUUGCAAUAUCUUAGAAAAGUUAUUAUUCCUUUCAUGUAUAUAUUCUGACUCCAUUAUAAGAUGAGUAUACGAACCCUUCAUGUAACAGAGUCUCUGAUCAACUGGCAUAACCUCUCUGAACUUAGAUUUUGUAAGUAAAGUUGACUAUGUGUGAUUAUGAAAUCUAUGACGUGAGCAUGUGAAAGCCUUUAUCCCCGGGAUUUGUGUUGUGAUUGAUGAAUUAUAACGUCUGAUCUAUGAGUUGUUAUUGUGAAUAAUACUUGUACUGUUAUUAUGAAAUUGUAUUUGUGUUAUCUAAAUUAUGAAUGUUGUUGGGGAAGCGUAUUGUUUUGUUGAAUGGUGUUCUUUGGGAAGUAUGCUUUCAAGGUAGGGCUUUGCAGAUAUAUGGGUGGGUUUAGUCAUGGAAUUUCUUCGUGUGAUGUCUUACUCUGUUCGUUUUGAUGAUACAAUAUUUGGACCGAAGAUGGGUCUUCAUCAAGAAGAUCCACUUUCCCUAUACUUAUUUAUAAUCAUUGUAGAAGGUUUAAGUGCAAAACUGAGGAGAGGAGAAAAAGUGGACAAUCUGCAAAGGGUGGUAAUGUCAAGAGGAGAUUCAAAGAUGUCAUAUCUUAUUCGUUGAAGAUAUCUUCCUUUUCUUCAAAGCAUAUCAUAGUGAGAGACCAUUGCUAAAGAAAGUUCUUAAAGACUAUGUGACAUGUGAUUAAUUACCACAAAUCAACUCUCUCCUUUAGUUAUAUACUCUAGUGGGUAGAAGUAAAUGGAGGUUUUGGGGUUCAUUAUAGAAAAGCUCAUAAAAUAGCUAAACUAUGGGAAUCACAAAUUUUUGUCCCCGAGGCAAGUAGAGAGGUUUUGCUGAAAACUAUACUUCAAGCCAUUCCUAAUUAUACUGUGAUUUUUUAUCCAUAAUGAGAUGUGUAUAAAUUUAGAGAGGAUUAUGAAUGACUUAUGGUAGACGAGUUCACAUAGGCAAGGAAUCUUGGGGUGGUUUGAGCACUCCUAAGAAAGGCGGUGGGAUGGGUUUUAGAUGACUGAAUGAUUUAACAUGGGAAUACUAGGGAAAUACGCUUGGAAUAUCUUCAUGGAGCCUAGUUGGGUUGUAGCAAAAGUCUUACAAGGUGUUUACCCCCCCGUUCAUUUGUACGAGGGUAUUUGGUAGACCAAAAGCUUUUAUUGAAGAGAGUUAUAAAUGGAGGGUGGACAGAGGUAAUUCGAUUAAAAUAUGACAUGACCCAUGGCUCCAUUACUCGAUGAGAUAGCGGAGUCUACAAUGGUCCAGGGGCUAGAAAGCUAUUAUGUAGGGGUGAGUUGGGAUAUUGAUGUUUCGACCAAUUUGCAAAAUAGAAAGGACAUUUAGUACCAGAUUGAUUGAUUUGACAGUGGGAGGACAAUCGGUAGAUAUUCGAUCAAAACUACCUACCGCUCCAAUUGAUGUGAAGCGAUGCAAAGUCGUCAUGACUGGGUUAAAAUGUUUUUUAGGCAAUAUUGUGUUGGAUGUUUAUCAACGAACCUGCCCUUUGUGUUCGGUGAGAGUUGAAAGUGUGUUUGGAGAUUGAUGAAAUGGAUGUUUUUUCGACUAUUGGAGACUCAUAGUUCGGUGUUCAAAAUCAGCAACAAAUGACAUGACGUUUAAGAAGACUUCUACUCCUCUUCUUAAAGUUGGGUGGUGUAAUGCUCAGAGAGCAAAGCAGGACGCCAAAACUGAAGCUUGGGAUUUGGGUGAAGACAACUGUCAAACACGUGAAAGUGAACAUUGAUGCUAACUUUAGUUUGGGAUGGAAUAGUGGAGUAUUUCUAGCUUGGGGUGCCAUUCAUCGGGGGAGAGAAUACGCACUUUAAAAAGAAGAAGACACAAAAGUUGAGUUUCGACCCACCCGAGCCGUUUUUCUGGCUCCACCACUAGUCACGCGCCUACCACAACACCCUCCCCUUUAUCCUAGCUUGGGACAUGCAUGAUACCAAAAAAUGAUCUCAUGAGGG
Cuscuta europaea is the source of this 3835-nucleotide messenger RNA. Lineage: Eukaryota; Viridiplantae; Streptophyta; Magnoliopsida; Solanales; Convolvulaceae. The record is from the annotation of a GenBank genome assembly.